Molecule: messenger RNA, 441 nt
Organism: Rotaria socialis
Lineage: Eukaryota; Metazoa; Rotifera; Eurotatoria; Philodinida; Philodinidae
Source: the annotation of a GenBank genome assembly
AUGAUUAUUGACAAUGAGAAAUAUUUUACAUUUUCAGGCGUUGAAAUGCCCAGUAUUGCAGGAUUUUAUUCUUCUGGCAAAGAAAAUACUCCAUCAGAUGUAAAGUAUAAAUCAAAACGACAAUUCAAGUCUAAAAUUUUGGUCUCGUUGGCGUUAUCCAGUACAGGCACUUCAACACCAUACAUUGAAAGAACAAAAGGACCAGCGGUUGAUGCAGACGUCUAUAUUUGUAAAUUUUUAACAAAAUUAAUCAAAUUUAUUAAUAAAUAUCAUAUAAAUGAUAAAUAUAUCUUUUGGCCGGACCUAGCCGGUUCACACUAUGCCAAUAAAACAACAGAUUGGUUGAAUGAACGAAAAGUAUCAUUUGUGCCAAAAGAUGUUAAUCCACCAAAUGUUCCCAAAGCUCGACCAAUCGAGGAUUUUUGUGGAGUACUGGCUUAG